Molecule: messenger RNA, 7379 nt
Organism: Danio aesculapii
Lineage: Eukaryota; Metazoa; Chordata; Actinopteri; Cypriniformes; Danionidae
Product: zinc finger Y-chromosomal protein 1
Exons: 8
Coding region: 193-2451 (752 amino acids)
Biological process (GO): regulation of transcription by RNA polymerase II
Cellular component (GO): chromosome; nucleus
Molecular function (GO): metal ion binding; chromatin insulator sequence binding
Source: RefSeq, a predicted model, not a curated record
GGCGGAGCUGCGGGUCUGUGUGUGGAGCUCCGCCCUCCCUGCGCACUCCGCGGCCCGCCCAGCGCCCGCUAAACCCCGCUCCAGCCCUGCCCGAGUCUGGGGGAAUCCGACGGCCUGCCUGCCCGGGGAAAAUCUGGAGGCCGCCCCGCGCGUUCGUCUAUGCUGUGCCGUGGCCAAUGAAGAAUAAAGACGAUGGAUGAGGAGGUGACCAGGCUUGCUCUCCGCUCUCAGGAGCCAAAGAUUAUACUGCAUGGCUCAGAUGGAGGUGCAGGUGAUGAAGAGGAGGAGGAGGAGUAUGUGGUGGAGCUGCAGGAGACUGUGCUGGUGUCCGAGGUGGAGGGUGAGGGAGCGUCUGUUCAGGGUUUUUCCUCAGACGAGCUCGUCAUUCAGGACGCAGUGGAGGAUGUGGUGGCCGAGUACGUGCACUGUGAUGAUGACGAGGGCGUCGCCGUGGAGACCUGUGUGAUGUCACUGGAGGGUGAGGAGGAGGAGGAGGACGGGGUCGCCAUGGCGGAGAUGACGGAGGAUGUGCUGGUGGAGGGGAGAGAGCAGGAGCACGACUCGGAUAGCUGCGGAGACUACCUGAUGAUCUCCUUGGACGAUGCGGGUAAGAUGGUGUCAGGAGAUGGAGACGAGGUGACAGUGGAGGGAGCUAUUGAUGAUCAGGAGGUGGAGAAGGAUGAAGAUGGACAGGAGGUCAUUAAAGUUUACAUCUUUAAAGCAGAUUCGGGAGAGGAUGAUCUGGGAGAAACGGUAGAUCUGGGUGAGAAUGAGACUGUGGCUCUGGCUGAGCCUGUGGUUCGUCCUCUGAGAGAGAAGAUGGUCUACAUGUCUGUGGGAGACGGUCAUCACACUCAGACUGAUGGAGGCUCUAAGCUAUCGGAUGAGGUCUACAUGGAGGUUGUGGUUGGAGGUGAGGAACCGGUUCCUCAUGACCGGCCGUAUGACAGCACCGCGCUCAGCAAAGACUUCAUGCCUGUGGCCUGGGCCGCCGCUUAUGCAGGAGCAGAUGAGGGCUGUGAGAACCGUAAUGGAGCAGCGAGCGCUUUGCUGCACAUAGACGAGUCGGAUGCACUGGACAAACUCAACCGGCAACACGGCAAGAACAGGAGACGAGCUGAACCUCGACAGGUCCAGACAGCGAUCAUCAUCGGCCCAUAUGGACAACCUCUGACUGUUUAUCCCUGCAUGCUCUGUGGCAAGAAAUUCAAGUCCCGCGGCUUCCUGAAGCGGCACACGCGCAACCACCACCAGGACGUGUUGACCCGCAAGAAGUACCAGUGCACCGACUGCGACUUCACCACCAACAAGAAAGCCAGUCUGCACAACCACAUGGAGGUGCACGCUCUCAGCAACAAAGCCCCGUUCGAGUGCGAGACCUGCGGGAAGGAGUUCCACCAGCAGGCGGCACUAUUCUCGCAUCGACUCCAGCACCAUCACCGUGAACAGAAAUCACCCACCGCCAUCGCAUCUCCGCUUCCUCCGACCACCGCAAACAAGACACACAAAUGCAAGUUUUGCGAUUACGAGACUGCAGAGCAAGGUUUGCUCAAUCGCCACCUGCUGGCCGUUCACAGUAAGAGCUUCCCUCAUAUUUGCGUUGAGUGUGGAAAAGGUUUCCGACAUCCGUCGGAGCUCAAAAAACACAUGCGAACGCACACCGGCGAAAAGCCGUACUCGUGCAUGUAUUGUGACUACAAAUCGGCGGAUUCGUCUAAUCUGAAGACGCACGUAAAAACCAAGCACAGCCGCGAGCUGCCGUUUCGCUGCGAACGCUGUGGGCAAACGUUUGCGGAGGAGGAGGAGCUAACGCAACACGCUACAACACACGAUGAUGCUCGCGGGCACCAAUGCAGCCACUGCGAUCAUCGCAGCUCCAACUCCAGCGAUCUAAAACGCCACAUAAUUUCCGUGCACACUAAAGACUACCCGCAUAAAUGUGCAGUCUGUGCGAAAGGCUUCCACCGGCCGUCCGAGCUCAAAAAACACUCCGCCUCGCAUAAAGCCAAGAAAAUGCACCAGUGCCGCCACUGCAACUUUAAGAUUGCGGAUCCGUUCGUACUCAGUCGCCAUAUCUUAUCCGUUCACACUAAGGAGCCGCAGCAAACAGCGCAGCAGCAGCAACAACAAACCCCACCCACAUCACCACAACAAGCCCCACCCACAGAAAAGAGCCCCGCCCCCAAGAGGACUAUAGGAGCGGCGCAGUUAGCAGCGCCCGCGGCUAAGAAAGCCGGAGGUGCGAAGGGUCAGCGCGAGAGACGUGUGUAUCAGUGUCAGUACUGCGAUUACAGCACGGGCGACGCGUCCGGAUUCAAGAGACACGUAAUUUCCAUCCACACGAAAGACUAUCCGCACCGCUGUCAGUACUGCUCCAAGGGCUUCCGGAGGCCUUCGGAGAAAAACCAGCACAUUAUGAGACACCAUAAAGACAUGGUGCCGGCCGAAUGAGCAGAUCUGAUCCUGUUUUUUCUCCUUUCACUUCCAGAAAGACACUAAACCGCCAGUGAUCCAACAUCUCCACUCAUCUUCACUCAGCUUCUCCUCAUGUGUGUGUGUGUGUGUGUGUGUGUGUGUGUGUGUGUGUGUGCGUGCACAUGCUCAGUGCUUAACGAUCACAUGCUCUCCAGUCUUAAAGGAACAGCACAUGCUGAUAUUGAGGUGAUCGUCAUUUAUUCGCCCUCAUGUUGUUUACUUCCUACCAAGAAACAUGAUAGGAAAUUUAUAAAUUAAUAAAUACAAUUUAAUAGUUAAAUAACUGUAUAAAUAUAUAUGAUGUGCAUUAUUUUUUAUACAUAAUUAGAUUUUUGUAGAUUAUUGAUAUUACAAUAAUAUAAUAAAUAAACAACUAUUUUCAAAAAAUUUCCCAGCACUGUACACAUGCUGGAAUAGUUGGCGGUUCAUUCCGCUGUGGUGACCUCUGAAAUAGUCUAAAGCCUGGUUUAUACUUUUGCGCUGAGUGAUCGGCGUGACCCACGGCGUAAGCUUUGUGCGUAGCCGUGCAUUUAUACUUCUGCAAGCUGUUUGUGUUGCUUUGCAAUAACACUUCCGAAACUCUAGCUGGCAGUAGGUGUUUAUAUUCCUCUGUGUCGAGUUUCUUCGCUGGUGUUUUGUUUUUUCUGAACGCUUCCUUAAUAUACAAGUACCUCAAACUCAACAUUUUGAGACCGGGGCUCGGCAGAUGUGCAACAACUUUAACCAUAAGGUAAACACAAAACAAAAAUGUCCACCUGGAGCUCCUUCACAGGACUCCACACUUGUAAACACUCGCUCCAACUGGUUUGCGCGGCUCUCGGCCCCGCCCACACUCGUCAGCACUACCAAGCUGACCAAUCAGAGAGCUUGUGCAACAUGUUGCUACGUGAAGUUUCAUUUUUUGAGAGGUGUGCAUCAGCGACGGCCACGAUGAGGCCUAUGUGUCCAUGCGUAGGCUGUGCUGGAGCAUACACAUGCGCUUGACGCAGAAGUAUAAAUCAGCCUCAAGCAGAAGGAAAAUAAAUGAAGUUUCUAAAGUGAAAAGUUCCAUAUAAAUGCAGUAUUUUCAAUAUAAUUCAUGAUGAUGAUUAUCAUUUAAUAACAUAUUAUAGAAAUAUAAAAAAUAUGUGCAUUUCAGAAUAUUUAUAAUAUUUCCCAUAAUGCAUUUUUGUGUUUGUUACAUAACGUAAUGUGUAAAUAUAUUUAUAUAAAUUGCAAAUGCUCAAAGUAGCACCAUGUUUCAGAUCUUCCAAUGUCGAAUGAUCCAUUUCAGGACAAAGUAAGUAGUAGUUACUCACUGAAAAUCUUCCACUGCUAUAAAACAAACGCGCAAUAAACAUAACAUGAGGAUUAGUAAAUGAUGACCGUUUAUAAUUAGUUUCAGAUGAACUCUUCCUUUAACACUCGACUUCCACAUCAUUUUAUAUCAAUGCGUUUCAGUUAGUUUUACAGAAGAUCAGACUUCCAGCCUCUGGGAUCAGCUGCGUUUGUUUCAUUCACUCAUCCCGGCUAAAAAUGCAUCAUCUCUGGAAAAUGCUUUUUGAAUAUUGGACCAUGCAGCAGAUUUCUCACCCAGUCAUGCACUUUACUAGCACGUCCGUCUGUUUCUCAGUAGCUGUCUCAAUAUAUGGAUGUUUUCAGAUGACGCCGGUGUUUUAAUGUUCAGAAAAACACUGGAAGUUGGAACACUGGCACUAAUAGCAUUGCUUCAGUUUUAUUAAUGAUCAGAAUAGGGGAAUAUCUGGUCUCUCAAACCUUAAAUGAUUGAAAAAAAAGCUCUUAUAUUAAUAAUAAUGAGACAAAAACAGAGCAUCAAGGCUUGAGAAGGCCAAAAUACAGCAUAAUAGCGUAGUCCAUGUGACUCUUCACUGUAAAAAUCUGUUAAUUGACAGUUUGCUUAUUUUGGGAUUCACAAGUGCUUUUCUUUUGCUUAUUUACUGUUGUGAAUUGCAUUAUGGGAUGUUGAUCACUGCUCUGUCCACUUCUGAUGUUGAAAAUUCAACUCUACAGUUUAACAAAGUGACUUUUAGUGACGUUUUAGGCAUUUAAAGGAUAUAAUGUGUACGUAAUAAUAUCUAGAGCAGUGUUUCCCAACCCUGUUCCUGAAGGCACACCAACAGUACACAUUUUCAAUGUCUCCCUAAUCAAACACACCUGAAUCACCUUAUUAGAACAUAAGAAGAGACUCCAACACCUGAAGUUAAUUAGUCAGGUAAGGGAAGACAUCCAAAAUAUGUUUUGUUGGUGUGCCUCCAGGAACAGGGUUGGGAAACACUGAUCUAGAGAAAUAAGUCUGUAACAGCAGAAAAUGUGCUGCAGUUUAUUACAAGGGUUUUGUAGUGUAAUAUACAACACCAACACAGACAAUAUAGCACUUUAAACUAUUAAAGAUGUUCAUGAAAGUCACUGUUUCACACUUCUCAAGGUUAACAGUUGUUGGAAGAGACAUUAAGGUCCCAUAAUGCAAUUCAAAAGCAGAAAUAAAUGGAAAUAUAAGAACAUGAAUGACAAUGAGGAAACCUGCUCAUUUACAGAGAUUUGUUUACAGUGUAAAGCUGAAUACAAGUGUUCUGAUACCAAAUGAAAAGUCAGUAUAUUCACAAAAAUAAAGAGUUGCAUUUAUUUUCACUCUUUCUGUUUUGCAGAAGUCAGAAAACUACUUAUUAUAUGGAGAUUUUUUUAUUGGGGGUGCUUUUUUUGUCACCUUUUAGGCACUUUUAAAUGCAGUCGCAUUACUUCUGUGCAUCACAGAAGAGAAAUAGCAUGUGCUUGAAAUGAAAUGAAAAUCUCUUUUGCACAUUUAUUGUCUCUUUAGUUUUAUCUUGAUGGAUUAUUUACAUAAAAUCUGAUAAAUAGAGCGUCUAAAGCACCCCCUUUCUCACUUUUCUAUCAUUAUAGAACUUUUUAAGUCAAGUUAAUUUAUAAACUAAUUUCGAGAGGAUCACAUGGUUAUGAUUGACCACAGCCGGUCCCACGUUAGCUAACGUAGGAUUAAUCUGAUUAGUAAAUCGUAAGUCACAAUAAAUAACCAGAGUUUCUUACCUUAUCUUUGUCUUGAAGAACCCCCCCUUCCACCCCUACUCCUCCCUUUUCCUUAAUAGAGUGACAUGGUGGCUUAGUGGUUAGCAUUGAUGCCUCCCUGCAAGAAUGCCACUGGUUCAAGUGCUUACUAGGCCAGUCGAUGUUUCUGUGCAGAGUUUACAUGUUCUCCCUGUGCUCGCGUGGGUUUCCCUUGGGUUUCCCUGUUUCCUUCCACAGUUCAAAGACAUGUGGCAUAAGGGAACUGACUAAAGGAAAUUGGCACAGUAGACAAGCUUUAAGUCAGAAUGCUAUUUAUGCCUUUCAGUCAGCAGUUUAUCUCUCCAUAGCAAUCCCUAUAAUCUGUCAUAAGCCAUAGCUGAACCAGGGAGAUUCCUACCUGAGCUCAGACUCCCCUCUCUCGUGAUGAAACGGGAGGGAUCCCCAAGCUCGAGGUUCCUAUGAGCUCAGGGCUCUCUCCCGGGACAGCAUGCCAAACACGGUUUAUAAUCAAUCAUCAGCUAAGUGUGAACUCUUGAAAUCAUUUCUAAAAUCCAAGCCCACAUCAGGACAUUAAUAGAUUUGUUUCUUUGACUCUGCAGCAGUGCAUUUUGGGAAUGUGAGACCAGAUAACCCCUUUUAGAUGUCAUUAUAGGAAAGCUGGAAUUCUGCAGUGAAAUGAGAGAUGUUUGUCCAUAAGGCAAAUGGUUUCUUAUGUUGUAAGUUGAUUUAAAUGCAUUCAUUUGGUUGUAUGGGACCACAGAACUUACUAAAUGCUGACUAAAAGGGUAAAUCUUUUAUUGAGAGCACGUCUGGGUCAUGUUUAAGCCCAAAAUCAAAAGAGAAGUAUUAUUAUAUAAUGAAAGUUUGUUUUGGUUUAAAAAAAAUCAUAUAUAUAUAUAUAUAUAUACACAGUUGCAAUCAGAAGUAUUAGCCCCCCUGAAUUAUUAGCCCCCUGUUUAUUUUUUUCCUAAUUUCUGUUUAACGGAGAGAAGUUUCCAACACAUUUCUAAUCAUAAUAGUUUUAAUAACUCAUCUCUAAUAACUGAUUUAUUUUCUCUUUGUCAUGAUGACAGUACAUAAUAUUAGACUAGAUAUUCUUCAAGACACUUCUAUACAGCUUAGUGACAUUUAAAGGCUUAACUAGGUUAAUUAGGUUAACUAGGUAAGUUAGGGUAAUUAGGCAAGUUAUUGUAUGAUGAUGGUUUGUUCUGUAGACCUGUGUUUCCCAACCCUGUUCCUGGAGGCACACCCACAGUACAUAUUUUGGAUGUCUCCUUUUUUCUGAUCCAUUCGUGUCAGGUGUUGGAGUCUCUUCCAAUGUUCUGAUGAGUUGAUUGAGGCGUGUUUGAUUAGGGAGAGGUUGAAAACGUGUACUGUUGGUGUGCCUUCAGGAACAGUGUUGGGAAACACUGCUGUAGACGAUCGAAAAAGAAAUAGCUUAAAGGGGGUAAUAAUAUUGACCUUAAAAUUGUGUUUAAAAAAUUAAAAACUGCUUUUAUUCUCGCCAAAAUAAAACAAAUAAUUAUUAUAUAAAAAAAUAUCAGACAUACUGUGAACAUUUCCUUGCUGUUAAACAUCAUUUGGGAAAUAUUUAAAAAAGAAAUUCAAAGGGGGGCUAAUAAAUCUGAUUGCAACUGUAUAAUAUAUAAUAAUUUAUUUAGCAUAACAGUAAUGAUUUAAAUGUGAAAUAUUGUAAUGCUGUAAUAUUUAAACAUUAAAGCAAAAAGUUAUUUUAUUAUUGACAUGUAAAAAUACAUUUUAAAAAGUGUAAAAUAAAUGUAAACAUUAAAAUAGAUUAAAUAUGACACACAAACCCAGUUGAAUGCUAUUGUGAUCAUUUCAGCUUAAUUAAAAACAUUUAAUCUUCAUUUAAAAUUUAUCAU